CUCGAUAAAAUUGAGCAGCACCGAUCUGUGAUCGCAUUUUUGUACCAGAUCGCAAAAGAAAUACGACGGUUUUAGCGGUCAGCAUGAACACGGCAUUACUGUUGCUGUGUUGCGCGGCGGCGCUGGGGGGCGCCUCCGCUCUCUCAAUCAAAUUGAGACAAAAUCCGGAGACUCUUUGCCUCGGCCAAGACAACUUCCUACGCAUAGCCAGCGUCGACAACUGCUAUGAAUACUACCAGUGCUAUGCCGGCCGUUCCUACCUCAUGCAGUGUCCGGAGGAGACCUGGUUCAACGAAGAGGACCAGGUAUGUGAUCGGUCGGAACUUCCGGCUAACUGUCGGACGGAAAUCGAACCAGAGCCAGAACCAGAACCUGAAUCGGAACCGGAAACAGAUCCUGAUCAAGAAAUCGAGUCAGAAGAGGAAGUAGAAUCGGAAGAUGAAGAAGAGGAAGUAGAAGAGGAAUCAGAACCGGAAGAGGAAGUAGAAGAGGAACCAGAACAGGUAGAGGAAGUACAAAAUAACUCUGAAACAGAAAUAGUGCAAGACGUCGUACAGGAACAAGAUUUGGAUUCGGAAAACGAUCUGGAAGUUUCCCUCCCUGAAGACAUUGUUGAGUCAGAAGAAUCUCAAGAAGAGGGUGUAGAACGUGAUGAGGAGGAUGUCGACGCCGAAAAAGAAAAUGAUAACGAAGAGGAAAAUAAUGAGGAAGAAGAUGAGGAAUUAGAAAAAGAGGAUGGAGACGUAGAGGGAGAUGAGGAAAUAGACGACAGUGAUAAUGAAGUAGAAGAUGUCAAUGAAGAAAAUAAUGAGGAACAUGAGGAAGAGGAACAAGAUGUAGAGGGAGAUGAGGAAGUAGACGAGGGCGAUGAAGAAGUUGAAGGAGAUGUCGAUGAAGAAGAGGAGAGCGAGAAUUUAGAAGGGGAAGCCGAGGAAGACGAAGAUUCAACUGAAAAUGAUGAGGCUUUUAAAUUGAAUGCACAACAAAAACAACAUCACCACCACCAUGACCACGAUCAUGAUCAUCAUCAUGACCAUGACCACGACCACGACCACGACCACGACCACGACCACGACCACGACCACGACCAUGACCACGACCACGAUCACGACCACAAUCACAAUCACGAGCAAGACCAAGAAGUAAACGAAGAUGAGUCCAACGAAGAAGUCGAUGAAGAUUUUGACGCAACACAAGAUGAUCCUCUGAUGAAAUUUGUUAAAGCUUACAGGGAGUAUAAACUUCAACGGGAACUAGACUCUGAUGAAGAGGAAAUCGAAGAAACUCUGCGGAAUAAACCUCACCCACCUCAACCUCAUAACAAUUUAUAUCCAUACGGACAGUACCGCGUUAAACAACAAGAAAUAGAAGAUGUCGAAAAUGAAGAGGAACUAGAUGAAGAACAGGAAGAACCACAGAAAUUGUCUAUGCGUUUCCGACGUUCUCUCCUGAGACAAAGUGAAGAGGAAGAUGACGACGAAAAUGAAGAUUCCUUAGAAGAAGAGAGUGAGAAUCAAGCAGGAGAAAACUUAGAAGACAUCAACGAAAAUGAUGACGAUGAUGCCCAAAAUAAUGAAGAAUUAUCAAAACGUUUGAGAAGAUCUUUGAAGCGACAAAAUGAAGAUGAAGAUGACGCACAGGAUGAGGUUGAUGAUGUUAUUGACCAAGAUGAAGAAGAAGUAUCAAAACGUUUAAGGAGAUCUAUAAAGCAACAAAAUGAAGAUGAAGAAGAUACACAGGAUGAAGAAGAAGAAGAAGAUGAUGAUGAUGAUGAUGAUGACCAAGAUGAUGAAGAAGUAUCAAAACGUUUAAGAAGAUCUUUAAAGCGACAAAAUGAGUCUGAGGAGGAUGAAGAGUAUGAAAAUGAUGAAGAGGAUGAGGAAGAAGGAGAAAAUACCGGAACAGAAGAAAAUGAUGAACAAGAAAAUGAAGAUGAAGGCGAAGCUAAAUUAAAGCAACGACAAAACGAAGAAGAUGAUAAUGAUGACGAUAAUGCCGAUGAAAAUGAAGAAGACAAUAAUGAAGACCUCAAAAGACAAGAUGAAGUAAACGAUGAUGAUGAUGAUGGUGACGAUGAUGAUGAGGAACAAGCUAUAGAAGCUGAAGGCAAGCGGUUCUUGAGGCGACUUUUUAAAUCGCUAGUUUUUUAGACGUUGGCGUCUUAAUUUCAAACACAUUUUUUUAGAGAAGUGAAAGUUUGAUUUACCGUAGGAAGUUAGGACAAAAUAAUUUAUUUAUGAUUAAGUUCCAGUAGGUUUUUAUGUAGUAACACUUUGUGCAAUUUUGUAAAUAUGCUGCUGUGCGA
Molecule: messenger RNA, 2305 nt
Organism: Papilio machaon (common yellow swallowtail)
Lineage: Eukaryota; Metazoa; Arthropoda; Insecta; Lepidoptera; Papilionidae
Product: myb-like protein X
Exons: 4
Coding region: 84-2150 (688 amino acids)
Cellular component (GO): extracellular region
Molecular function (GO): chitin binding
Source: RefSeq, a predicted model, not a curated record